AUGCCAGAAGUAAGCGAAAUUGACAAGUGUAGAGCGAAGAGAAAAUUCGCGAAAGCUAGCGUGACAAGAAAUAUGAAUCGUGUCAGAGAGCUGAUCUCUAGCGAUGGAAGUGUUUCGAAAGUCCGACAGUUUGCCAAAGGUGUAGAAAAAGGUCGUACGAAAGCCCGUGACCUUACGAAAGAACUGGAAGAGCUUAAUCCAGCGUCAAUUGAGACUGAUGGUAGCUGGUUAGAAGAGGUAGAAUUUGAUGUCAACGAAGUCCUGGGAGAAGUUGCUGAAUAUUUAUUAAAGUCUGAGAGCCCAUCGCCAAACGAACAGUCUAGUAUUACACCACCAACUGCUCAGAAUAACGAUGAAAAUACUGAAACUGUGAACGAUUCAAUGUCUGGGAAAAGAACUGGUCUGAAAGGUGUUGAGAUCCCAUCAUUCGAUGGAAAACCAGAUAAGUGGCCGUACUUUUGGGGAAUAUUUAGUUCUCUUGUCCAUAAAAACGAUAAACUAACGCCAGCAAUCAAGCUAGCUCAUCUGAAUAGCUGUUUAACGGACAGA
Molecule: messenger RNA, 549 nt
Organism: Paramuricea clavata
Lineage: Eukaryota; Metazoa; Cnidaria; Anthozoa; Malacalcyonacea; Plexauridae
Source: the annotation of a GenBank genome assembly